AUGGAUUCACCCGAGGAUAAAGUGACAUUCUUUAAUGAUAACUCUCCACCUUCACCGGCAACAACUGACGUCCGUGAUUAUGCUCAUCAACUCAGCGAAAGGAAACGUCUUGAAGAUCAGAGGCGUCAGGAAGAUAGGUUCCUGCGCCGUUCACUGCGUCAAUCAGAUAAGCUACGUUCCCUGGCCCGUGCUAAAAGAGUCGCUAAGGAAUUAAAAGAAGCCACUUCAGCUCAAAAUAACUUAGCGUUCGAUGAUAGUGAGGAUGACCAAAAUUACGGCGACUUCAUUCGUGAUCUACGGCAAAGGUUAAGGAAGGGUAAAGUGGUAGGCAGUGAGUCCUCAGAUAUUGACGAAUUGGCUGACGAGGAAUGGGAAUGGUUAGCAAACAAAGUCUCCGACAAAUCUGUUCUCCAAGCUUUUAAUCUCCAUAAUGUUAUCGCAUCUGCUUUUGAAAGAACUCGGGCAAAGAUGGGUGAUAUUCCAAUGGACCGUUGGGCCGGCGGUGACUGUGCCAUCCCGGCGCUCAAUGCAGUCACUUGGGAUCUCAAAAAUGUCCCUUCGGUUAAUCGAACUCCCCAGAUUGUGGAACUUCUUGCUAUAUUGAGGAAACCUCAAGUUGUGGAAGUGUUAACCGCUUUCGAUGAUGUGAAACGAGUUUGGAUGGAGCAGACAAGGGGGAAGAUAUUUACUUUCAAUGAUAGUCCGAAUGUCGAAACUGUAGAAAGAACAGUCUACCCUAGUCCUGUUAAGGGCUGCUACAAAAUUCUUGCUGUCGACGAUCAAGGUAACACUGUAUCAACUCCUGACGGAACUACUCUCGUCAAUGUUAUUUUGCAAAAAUCUGGAGAGGACUUCUUUGGUGCUACCGUGCGAAAUGAGGGUUCUGCGAUUGUGAUUGGGCGAAUCAUAAGUGGAGGCUUGAUUGAACGAACUGGACUACUGAACGAAGGGGAUGAGCUUCUUUCGGUCAACGGGGUCGAUUUGAUGGGCAAGGACGUAGAUCAUGUCUCGCAUAUUCUUACAAAUCUCGAUGGACAUAUCGAUCUACUGGUCGCGCCAGUUGUGCCGAUAACAGAGGCAUCGCUCUUUCAAGAGGAUCCUGUGGCGCAUUUGCGAGCUCUCUUCAGCUACGAACCUGCAAAUGACAUCUACAAUCCCUGCCCAGAGGCUAGCGUUGCCUUCGACAAGGGGGACAUCUUGCGGAUUCUAAACACCCGUGAUCCCAAUUGGUGGCAGGCUCUUAGAAUCGAAGAGACGGGUGCUGUGGGUGUAUCUGGCUCAAUGGCGGGACUCGUCCCCUCGCCUUACUUCCAACGUUAUCGUUGCCUCCUUCGAAUAAAGCGGGAAGGCGCCUACACCGAGGAUGCAGCAGCCGGCUAUUCUGAGUCCGAGGCGUCUGAGCAGGAGGAUGGUGGGGCAGAUGUAGUACAUGGCCUUGUUGAUGGUGACAUCUCCUCGUUGAACGCAUCAAGGAGCAGUUUAAGUCUAUGGAUGUCGUCAAAUGCGACUACCCCUACAACUGGAGGGGAUGGACAGGGCUUCGAGGCACUUGACAAGGAAUACCUCUGGAGCUCCCACGGCGUUGGUCCGAAACAGCUGAAGAAGUUGCGGAAAAAGAGGUCACGAAAAACGCGCCUUCUUAACGUGGUUACAAGUCGCUUUACUCAUUCCACUUCCCGUCGCGCCAACGAAUACGAGAUUUCCAAGGAAAUCAGCAGCCUCAGGCAAACUGACGGCGAUCAAUUGCGACAACUGGUAGAGGAAUCAGUAAGGGACAAAAUUCGUCGACCUAGCCUUCUCACAUACGAGCUGGUUGAUCUUUACUACCCUCAGCCUGAACGCAAACGUCCUUUGGUCUUGGUAGGCCCUAAACAUGUCGGCAGGCAACAAUUAAUAGAAGGGCUAUUGCGGAGUGAACCAAGGCGUUUUUCUAUGCCCAUUAUCCGCAAGUCAAUGUCUUAUACCACUGAUCCUGAGGCUAAGUCGACGGAAUUUCAGACCUACGAAAACGUGACUAAGCAGGACUUUCAUCGUCUGCACAAAGAACGGGCCUUUGUUGAGUGGGGCGUCUAUAAUCGUCACUACUAUGGCACCAAAGUUGCUAGCAUUGAGAGCAUCAUUAAGGCUGGCAAGGUCUGCGUACUCGCCCUUCGACCUGAUUCAAUUCGAGCCAUUAGAAGGACACCCUUUCUGCCCUGCGUUAUCUUUGUCUCACCACCAGACAAUCUGGAGGAGAUGCGCAAGCUCAGCAAACAGUGGACAAACUCGGCAGCCAAUAUUCCCGAUGAGGAGUUGAAGGCAUGCAUAGAAGAGAGUCAGAAGAUGGAGCAGCACUAUGGACACUUCUUUGAGUUUCUCAUUAUUCCGCGAACCUCAGAGACAGCGCUGGCAGAGUUGAAGCAGGCAGCUCUAGAUUUGGAGCGUCGACCACAGUGGGUGCCGGCGCAGUGGAUCGAUCUCGCCUGGCAAGUGGCAGCCCAAGCCAGCAUCAACGCCACAGGAACAACUAACGAUGCCGCCCUACUUAUCUCGGAUUGA
Molecule: messenger RNA, 2538 nt
Organism: Hydatigera taeniaeformis
Lineage: Eukaryota; Metazoa; Platyhelminthes; Cestoda; Cyclophyllidea; Taeniidae
Source: the annotation of a GenBank genome assembly